Doryrhamphus excisus (bluestripe pipefish) is the source of this 6943-nucleotide messenger RNA. RefSeq names its product cadherin related family member 2 (gene cdhr2). Lineage: Eukaryota; Metazoa; Chordata; Actinopteri; Syngnathiformes; Syngnathidae. The record is from RefSeq and is a predicted model, not a curated record. Gene Ontology annotation, biological process: homophilic cell-cell adhesion. Gene Ontology annotation, molecular function: calcium ion binding. Gene Ontology annotation, cellular component: plasma membrane.
CAAAGUCUAUUGGAUAAGACAAGGAUAAUACAGGAAUUCCUGUCUUUUAAAGGCAUACUUAUUCUCUUGUUCAUCAUUGUCAGUGUAUUCUAUUUUUAUAGUGUGCACAUGACAGCAUCAGAUGUUUGAUUUUACACAAAGCCUCCUACUGUGCAAAUGAAGGAACUUGGCUACAAAAGUAAAUAAACAUUGUCUGUUAUUUACACUCUGAUAUUACGGAAUCUAUUCUAAUGAAAACAAUUUUAUGUACAGUUAAAGCCAAAGUUCCGAGUUAAUGUGAUUUAAUGACACAAGAAAGGAUAAAAAGGCAGUAAAAUGUAUUAUUACAGAUAUUAUAAAAAUGUAUGAUUAAAGAUAUUAUAGCCAAAACAUGUAUUGUACACUAUGACUGUCUACAUAAUGUCUUAUCAUACCAUAUCAUACACAAAGCUACUGCACUACUCUACUCAUGCUUGAGCUGGAUUGUGCUUGUCACUGCCGUCCUUCCACAGAAAGGUAAGGCCUGCAUUUUUGGAGAACAGCAAGUCAAAUACAUUAAAUAUAUUUUUAUUGCCUGCUGAAUGAAUGAAUUGGAUUGCCAAGAUAGAGGAUUAUACAGCAUAUCCAAGCUCACCAAAGGGUGAUGAGAGUUUUACAACAAAGUAUCACAACUUUUGUAUUUCAUAUGCAAAUAAAAAGAGCACAGAUGUUUUUCAAUAUUAUUCUUUGCUUAUUAUCGUUUUCAUGAGCAAAAUGUAAAGCAUAAAAAAAACAGAUUCAAAGGAAUCUGCUCCUGACCAGCCAUGAAACAAAAAUAAACGAGCAGAGAUCAUUUGUGUGAAGCUCUUUAAUUAGGGGGGAGGAGAAGUGCCUCAGUGGGAAGAACUCAUUAUCACGGACAAGUGCUUCUGCAGAAUGCUUCUGAUGAAAAACACCAUUAAAAAAAAAGACCAAGCUCCCACUGGGUUUGGCUAUUGUACGUCUUUUGUCUCGACACCGCAAUGUACGCUAGUGACCCAAUAUGGACCGGUGCCAUGUAGCCCUGCUCACAAUGUCCGACUCUCACGAUUCCCCACCCACAAAUGUGAGAGAAAACAACAGCGUGAAAGAAGUUGAUGAGCUUCGCUUCUAUGUUUAGUCAAAUAUUUCGGAGUGUCUUUAUUGCCGCUGUGCUCAUGGAGGAGGUUUGCUGACACGUCAUUGCAUUGUUAAUCAUUUAUAUUUACAACCGUUAGAGUGUUAUCACUUGAAGUAACAAGAGCCAAAGGUCCCCUCAGAUCAUCGGAGGGAGGAAAGCCUUCUGCGUACGUCGCCAGGUAAGUCUCACUUCAGUAUUCUGGAUUUAUAUGCGCGGCACAUGGAAUAAGAUUAAAGCCUUUGGAAUUCUUACUUUUAGCUCAGGCACGAACUGAUAACUGAACAUCACCAGGUAAGAAACUAUUCAAUGGAUACCACAUAUCGACUCUGAUGGGAAAAGUAUCAAACCUUGACAGUACUGGCAUCACUACUAUUGACAAAACAUUAAAAAUAGCAGCGGUUUAGAAAUACAAACGGUGGCUCCAAAGGGUUUACUCAUCAACAAAAACAGCAUCAUCAACAAUGGUAAAGGUCCAUGAGGAAUCACAGCUUUGUGUCGUCUCAGGCAAACUAUUUUCGCAAUACGAAAUACGCCACGACAAUACGAACAAACCCUAGUUCCCAGGCAUCAUGGUGAUGCUGGUGUUUCAGGUGGCUGGUAAGGUUUAUGUUUUUUUUUUCUCUUCACAGAAUGUUUGCGUCACGUUUGGUGUAACCAGCAUGCAAAAUGUCUUCCUAUGAAACAGUGAAUGUUUAUCUAUAAGUUAUGACAGGCUGUUAACGUCACAGGCAUUAAAAAGAAGGAGUGCUUGAUGUGCUCACCCUUACAGUACUGAUAAUCUCGCCUUGUUGGCGCGUUAAAAAAAAAUAUUGGUUAUCCGAUCUACUUUUAAAUGUUAUCCUUAUUACGUCAUAAUUCCUCAAAAAGUCCGAUAUUUAUCGUGUUAUCACAUCUGAGCUCAACCCCACCCAGCUAUGACGCACGUGUGUUACCGAAUAGGUUGUGAUAGCUGAACACGCCCUAUGUCCAUUUUUUUAGCUCAAAAUAGUUAGGGAAAUAAUGAUUGGAUUCAUGGAGGAUUUACUUAUGUUUACGGCGGCGACAGUGGUCGCUUUCUCACCAAGCUUUUCAUAUUGCUGUUCGAAUAAAACUACCAUAAAGAAUAAGCACUGAGAAUUACAUUUUCAGCUCAUCAGGGCAUUUGAUGCCGCUGGAAUUGAAUCCUUUGUCUAUAGUGGUCACUUGUUCGGUGCUAAGUGAAUUUCUGCAAAGUUCUAUUGCUUAUUUUUCAUAUGUGUUUUCAUAGCUUAGCAGAGAAAACCUGUUUAAUUAUUUAUUAGAGACCUCUAGACAUGAACUAACACCCCUAUAGUCACCUUUACACGCCUUUUACCCAAUAUAGUAGACAUUUAUGAUUUUGUGUCUUGCUAUAAAUGUAUUCCAUUCAGUAGCAGAGUGACGGACAGGAAGUGUUGCCAAUCGUUCAGCUUGGCGUGAUUUAUGGUCUUAACAAUAGACUGUGUUUUUAUUAGGCAUUAUUGCGCCUGUUGUAAGAUCAUUAAAACGUGCUGUUCCUGCGAUCAUGGCAGGAUUAAUGGUACAGUAGAUGGACGGAAGAGGAUUUAUCCGAAUCCGAACUCAUAUUUCAGGAAGUUUACUGUGAUUGUAUUUUGCAGUUAUGGAGGGCAUCCCUAGAGGCUUCCUGCUGUUGUGUCUCAUCAGCCUAACUCGUGCAAACAACAGUCCCACAAUCAGCACUGUGCUCGCUAAAGUGUGCGAAGACACGCCUGUAGAUUCCUUUGCGUUCAAAAUUGAAGCAACAGAUAAGGAGAAUGAUCCACUGACAUAUUCGCUUGAUGGGGACAAUGCCAUAUACUUCACUGUUGACCGUAAUACAGGAGAUGUAUUCGUUGCAAGGAAGCUUGACCGAGAAGUUAGCGAUUUAUUGCCACUUGGAGUUAGGGUUUCAGAUGGCCCCAAUGAUACACCAGGAGAAAUAAAUGUACUUUUAAUGGACGCCAAUGACAAUAGACCCAACUUUGUGGAGUCUAGUACUGACUUUAAAGUGCCAGAGAAUACCCCAACAGGUACUUCUCUAUUUAAAGUACAGGCCACAGAUGAUGACAUUUCAUAUGCUGGUCAAGUUAGAUACAGCAUUGAUGAUGUUACUCCAAGUCAUGGAUCCAGCCUGUUUCAUAUUGUUCCCACAACUGGUGAAGUCCAAUUGAAAGGGGCCCUAAAUUACACCGGACUGAGUUCUUACUAUCGACUGAAGAUCAAUGCAACGGAUGGAGGGGGAAAAUGUUUCCACAGUGAUGUUAAAUAUUUAUCCAAUAUUGCUUUUUACUUCAUUAACGUCGAGGAUGUCCCUGAUCUCAACCCCACAUUUCUGGGCCUCCCGUACAUCACAAAUGUAGAGGAGAAUUCGCCGGUGGACACAUCUGUCUUUACAGCGACAGCCAUUGACCCAGACAUAGACAUCAAUGACAGGAUCAUCUACAGCAUUGAAGACUCCACUGCAGAUGGUCUCUUUAAAAUCUCAAGCGAGACCGGCAUUAUACAUGUAAUGUCAACAAUUGACAGAGAAGUUAUUGGUGAUGCUGUUACCAUGACGAUCAAGGCCACUGAGUCACAGCUAAACAUUUUUGGAGUAUUCGCCAGCACCACAGCAAAAGUGCAGAUCGGCAUCACUGACGUCAAUGACAACAAGCCAGAGUUUUACAAGUGUGAAGGCUCAGGAGAGGAGAACACCUGUACCAAAGCUAGUCACUUCACAGGGGACAUAGCCGAGCACCUACUGGCAAGUGUGCCCAUAAACAUGAUGGUCAAGGACCUGGAUAAGACUAAAAGCAUUGAACUAACAUUGGCGGGAGAAGACAAGGACGUAUUUGCUGUUGAACCCCAGUUUACCAUGUUGGAUAGCGUUGUUCAACUUGUGGUCAAACAACCUCAGAAACUGGAUUACGAAGACAAACAGCAAAUGGUUGUACAGGUGAUCGCCAGCGAUCCAGAACAAAGUACCUUUGUGUCCACUGCCACAGUUACUGUCAUGAUUACAGACACCAAUGACAACAGCCCAAUAUUCCCAAAGGGUACAUACUUAGACUUGAAGGUACCCGAACACUCUCCUGCUGGAACUCCAGUGGAUACGAUCACUGCAACUGAUCUUGAUACAAUGGACCAAGGCAACAUCACCUACAUGCUUCUUCCGGAAAGCAUACGGAUAUAUUUUGAUGUGAAUCCACAUACGGGGGAGCUUUAUGUGAAAAAUGAGACGCUGUUGGAUCGUGAAGUUAGAUAUUUGUACUCGGCCACUUUGCAGGCCAAAGACUCAGGUGGCAACGUGGGCACCGCGUAUCUGGAGUUCGUUUUGACGGACAUCAAUGACCAACAUCCGGUCAUCAAUAGAGAAUAUUAUCAGGAGUUUGUAGAAGAGGGAGCAGAGCUUAUACUUCAAAUAGAGGCGACUGAUGCCGAUGAGUCAGACACAGUAAACAGUGAAAUCAUGUAUACAAUAAUAACGAGCAAGUACAGCGACUACUUCAUAAUGGACCCUGAUACUGGUGUACUGAGAAAUCGAGUUGAACUGGACCGCGAGGCUUUGGAUGCAGCUUUGAAGGGGAGGAUUGAGCUCACUGUUACUGCCACGGACAAGGGUAUACCUCCACUGUCCACCACAGUCAGUGUGAUCAUCAAUGUGGAGGAUGUCAAUGAUAAUGCACCAGAAUUUAAAAACGCCUCAUACAAGUUCAGUGUCAAAGAAGGGGAAAAAGGAGCAUCUGUGGGAUCUGUGCUCGCUGAAGAUUUGGAUCAAACAACAGACUUCAAUCGUAUAUCCUACCGAAUCGUUGAUGGGACUUUUGGCAGGUUUAUCAUCCGCACCUCUUCAGAAGACCAAGGUUACAUUGGAAACAUCAUCGUGGACCCAGACGUUGAGCUGGACUAUGAGAGCGCUCAAAUAACUUACAUGCUACGUGUAGAAGCCACAGAUCUGAAGCAGAAAAAAGCAGUAGUGAUGGUGGAGGUGGACGUGUUGGACGUGAAUGAUGAAACGCCCGAGUUUGAGCAAUCGAUGACUUUUUCAGUAAAGGAAAACAGCACUCUUGAUGAGGCUGUCGGGACAGUUAUAGCGAAUGAUAAAGAUGGAAACCACUCUCUGAUCUACAAGAUGGAUUCCCUCAAAUGCAGAUGCAAUGGCUCUCUGUCACCUUGUGAAUGGUUCAUGCUGGAGCAAAGGACAGGGGAAGUCACGGUCAACCCCGAACAUACGCUGGAUUAUGAGCUCUGCGACCAGGCGCAGAUGGAGGUUCAGGUGAUCGAUGAGUAUACUGAGAAGGGGGACAACAACAGUACAGGAAAAGUGGUGAUCAACAUUGAAGACAUCAAUGACAAUGCACCAGAAUUCAUCUUCUCGGAUUCCAUAUUUGUUGUGGUGUCAGAGAGUGCAAACAAGGGGACGUCGGUUGGGGGUGUCACUGCAAGAGACCGUGACACCGGAAUCAAUGCGCAGAUUGAGUUUAAAGUAGCUGAAGUGAAAUUUGAAGACACCAACAAUCAUACAAGUGUCACCAAGCUUCUGUUUGAGGCAGUCACCACACAGCAAAAGGAUGAAUACAUUGGCAUCAUUCAAACCACUGGGGGUCUUGAUGAGAAAGUGAAAGGGAAAUAUUUAGUAACAGUGUCCGCAACUGACACCGGCGGCCUCGCCACCACCACCACACUGGAGAUUUUCACUGUUGAUCAAUCGUAUAAAGUUGAACUUCAAUUUAGAAAAACUAAAGCGGAAGUGGAACAAAAUGAACCUGCCAUCAUCAGGGCACUUACUUCUGCCACCAAAGCUAUCGUUGAAGUUGUUGAAAUCCGUGAGGACACUUCAGAAGAAUCCAGGGCUGCAGUCGGCAGUGUCAUGGUGGCAUAUUUUGUUUAUCCCAAUGGGACGGCUAUAAUGUCAGAUGAAGUGCAAGUGAUGAUUUCCAUUCCCCAGCACGCUCUUGCAUUGGAGCAGUUAGGCCUCAUGUACAUUGCUGGUUCCUCAGGGGAGCCUCCAAAGUCUGACCCAUUCAUGUACCCCUUGAUCGGCAUCGUUACAGGUCUCAUCAUUGUUCUGAUUGUUCUCAUCACGUCACUGGUUUGCACUCGCAGGAAUUACAGAAGGAAGCUCAAGGCAGCAAAAGCCAUGAAUUCUGCAACCAUGGUGGCAUCUGACAACCUCAAAAGCGGCCCCGUGGUGCCCGGGACCAACAAGUACACCAUGGAGGGGGCAAACCCUGUGCUCAACCUCAACAUCGACACGACCAUGGUCCUGGACAUAGACGAAGAAAGUUCAGAUGUUGAUAAAGUCAGCCUUGACUCCCUGGACUAUAGCGACUACAUGAACACAUCUGACAAGGACACAAAACCCGUUAUGCAGAUGGUCCAGGGUGAAGAGGAAGACAAUGGCCCACCAGAGUACAUUGAGCCUCUGGGUGCUGCUCUGGCUCACCGGAGCCAAAAGAAAGGCUCGGACGAUCAUCGAGUGGGUAUCAGCAACCCUGCAUUCAACACGACAGACCUAUGAUAUCACGAUAGACGUUGACCAGAGGCCUCGGACACAUGUGACCUCUUUGCAAUCAGAUAACCAAAUCCACAAUCUUAACUUGAUGGUGUUGGAUGAAGACCUCACAGCUUCCAAAAGUUUGGAUAUGGCUGAGAUUCUUCUGAGGAUGUUUUAGAAAAUCAGGACAAAAUGAACUAACUCGUGUUAGUAUUCAUUUAGAGGAAAAACAGCACUAAAUGUCACUGUGCCAAAAUGCAUUUAUUUAAAUAUUUUUGUUAAAUAAUGGUUCUCUCAGUGUUUUUUUUUAUGGUUUUUGCGAAUGCCGUUGAAAUAAAACAAUCAAGGUGUGA